Messenger RNA from Vigna angularis (adzuki bean), 2565 nucleotides. RefSeq names its product probable plastid-lipid-associated protein 14, chloroplastic. Bases 233 to 2260 code for a protein of 675 amino acids. Gene Ontology annotation, molecular function: protein kinase activity; ATP binding. The record is from RefSeq and is a predicted model, not a curated record. NCBI's taxonomy places the organism in Eukaryota, Viridiplantae, Streptophyta, Magnoliopsida, Fabales, Fabaceae. Gene Ontology annotation, biological process: protein phosphorylation. The transcript has 14 exons.
GGUGAUGGAUAAAAAAAAAAACAAAUAAAGACCAGAUAUUUGGUGAGGCAGAGGUUGACGUGCGAAAAACACGUGGGAAAACGUUUCGGGCAUUCCUUCGCACGCAAUUCUCACACGCUUCUUUUCUAUAUGAAUAUGUAGGAGUACGAAUGUGACGCACUGCACUUGUUCUGCAUCUCUGCGCUCUUCUUUUCAACUCUCGAUUCUGGUUAUUCUGUCAGAGGUAUGAUCAAUGGCGUUUUGUGGACCAACCCCGGUUUCUGGGAGUAGCAGCUUAGCGUAUUCACCUCAAAAUUUGUCUGCAAAACUUAUUUUACCAGUUCCGCUGCGUUUUACUGGACAGUUCUCUAAUUUAGUCAGGAAAAAGAGCAGGGGAGAAUGUUGCUCUUCAUUAAGGAGUGCUGCAUCUGCAUCUUCUAUGGAGUCACAGGAAGAUGCUCCAAGUACAUUUUCAGCUUGCUUGGAGGAGGAACUAGAUCAUGUUAUACGGUUCAAAAUGUCAGACUUUAGGAUUUUAGAUUCAGUUAGCAUUGGUCUUGGUGGGCGGUCGGAUGAGAUGGUUUUUGAAGGCAUGGUGAAGGAUAGCUGUAGUUCUUUGUAUGGCAUAAGAGUUGUACUUCGAAAGCUUUCUAGUGCCCAAGCUAAGCGUCGGGGGAAACGAGCAAUAGAGGUUUUGAAGAAGCUGGUUCGGCGUAAACUUCUGUAUCAUUCUUACUCAAUGCAAGUUCAUGGUUAUAUCUCUUUGCCUGCAAGUGAUGAUAGUGAUUCAUUUAUCUUGGUACAUGGGUAUCAUGGCAGUUUCUCUUUGAGACACUGGCUUGAACGGUCAGAUUGGCUUCCAACUUUGGAGGCCACUCUUGCACUGGAUGAGGAGUCUGUUAGAAAGGUCGGAGAAGAUAGAACUGGAGGUCCUGCAGUUUCUAGGCAGCUGCGACUUAUUCGAAUAUUGAUGAGGGAUCUUCUUAUUGGGGUAAAUUACCUGCACAGCCACGGUCUUGCCCAUACAGAGCUGACACUGGAAAAUGUUCAUAUAAGUCCAGUAGACAGACAUAUCAAAGUAGGCAUAUUGGGUAAUGCUGCUGACUUUUACAAGGAUGGUUCGAAAGAUAGCUCUUUGGACAACUUGGACAGGCGAGAAAUGAUGAUUGCAUUUGACAUGAGAUGUGUGGGCUUCAUAAUGGCUAAAAUGGUAAUGCGGGAACUUAUGGAUCCUUCGGUUUUUGCAAAGUUCAAAUCGUUCCUCAUAAAGGGGUAUGAUCCUUCAUGUCUACGAGAGCUUAUGUUGGAAAUCCUUGGCAGAAGUUCCCCAUAUGGAAAUACUGGAUUACAAAUACUUGAUAGGAACUGGGGAGCUGGUUGGCACCUUUUAUCUUUAUUGCUUGCAACUAAACCUUCUCAGAGGAUAAGUUGUUUGGAUGCCCUUAGACACCCAUUUCUAUGUGGGCCAAGAUGGCGAGUUGUCUCAUCAAUGGAUAUUAUCAGAUGGGGUCUAGGUUCUACUGCAGUGCGUAUUACAGAGGAGUACAUUUAUCGCAAGCCUCAGCGCAGCAGGCUUGCCCAUUUCAUUGACUUAAUGGAGAUGUUGAAUCCCCAUCCAAAACCAAAGAACUGGCUGGACCUGCUUCCAGGCAAAUGGCGUCUAUUAUACUGCACUGGGAAGCAUGUUGGCCUGACCCUUCGCGAACCACCUCUCCGUGUACUUGUUGGCGACGUGCAUUUAACAGUGACAAGAGAAUCAAAGUUGAAAGCUAAUCUUUCAUUUAACUCUGACAUUGGAUUCUCUGUUAUGAUUGGUCAAGACUGGCCUCUUGACAAAGCUGGUAAGAGUGGAAGAUUGCGGGUGAAUUCUUCAUUUACAAUAAGAGCUGGGAGACGGCUAUAUCUGAAUCAAGACAAGACCACUGAGAAAUUCUUCUUUGGCCCUUCCAGCAACGUGGAUGCUUUAGCCCAGAAAUUUAAGGGCAAGAAAUGGAGUAAAAUAAUCCCUUUCAAGGAGUUUCCGUCAAGUCUUCCGGCAGCCAAACUUGCAUCAGGUGAUAUUGAUGUAACAAUGAAUAUUGACGAUCCAUUAAAUCAAAACACUGAUACUGCAAGAAGUGUUCUUCAAGAACUAAGAACACAAAUUCCCCCGGAAGUGUUUGAUUUGUCUAAGCUUGUGUGUGGAACCUAUGUGGAUUCAAGGAUGCUUGUCCUACGAGGGGUUAAUGGAUCCGCGCUCCUAUUUACAAGGUCUUUUAUGGACAGAAACAGUUGUAGUUAGUUGUUGCUGUAGCAGAUUCAAAUUAUUGUUUAAGUGUAUAUUUUUCCUUGUCGAUUGUAUAGUUUGGUCCAUUCUGAUCUCAAAUGAACAUUUUCCUCCCACCCCAAGAAGUAGUCAUCCCUCCUCAUGUUUGAUAUUUAAAUGUAAAAUUUGUAUCUUUUCAAGUAGUAGUGUUCUUGGCAAAUACCGUUAGUUAAAAGCACCUUGGAGGGGUGGGCGGAGAAUGUAAAGAUUUUUGAUAAUCCUUUUCAACCUGAUAUAUAGAAAAGAAUAGGACAAUGAUAUGGUAACACAAUUUUUUGACA